Molecule: messenger RNA, 2439 nt
Organism: Blumeria graminis f. sp. triticale
Lineage: Eukaryota; Fungi; Ascomycota; Leotiomycetes; Helotiales; Erysiphaceae
Source: the annotation of a GenBank genome assembly
AUGGCAAAUCGAACACUCCCAAAGUUUGAACAGGCGGGAAGGUUUGUUGGAGAAGGAAACUCCGGAGCAAGGUGGCUGUCACGACUCGAAUAUGAUUUCAGGACGGCGGGGCAUACGACGGUCUCACCAGAAAAUUUUUUCUUCGCGAUUGAUAUCCUUUUUGAAGACGAAGCGGCAGGAUGGCUUGAUUCAACUCCGGAAUUAAGGGCCUUCAUUGACGACCGGCAGAAUUCGACAGAUGAGCAGGUGGCUGAGUUUAAACAACAGCUAAUUGAAAUGUUCCCCGCCAAGUUGGUAAAUCACGUCGAAGGGAACCUGCAGAAUGAUAUCCAGGAUUUUAUGCAGAAGGAAGCUGAACCACUGACAGCAUACUAUCAGCGUGCGCUACACAUUCUUCGUCGGUCACACGGAAGGGAUGCCCCAAGGACAGCAGCUCUGGGCAGACCAAUGAUUCCUAUUGAGCAAACAGUGCUCAACUCCAUUAUCCUUGCGUUCCUCAAUGGGCUUCGUGAAGAAGAUGUCAGGUGUGAAGCGCUUUCCAGGUCCGCGCUAUCAUGCGGUUCAAUGUGGAGAUGUCAAGAAAUAAUCCUUGGGGUUAAGCAAAGUCUAGAUGCGGCUAAGGAAGCUAGAGAAAGAGCCGCUGAGAGGAACGAAAUGGCGCAAAUUCGAGAUCUAUGCUCAUCUCAUUACGGGAAAUCCGUCUCAUCUGUGCUUGCAAACUUAAGUUCUGGGAGGAUAAUGGUACCUAAGCCAAGGCAGGGCUUCAGCAAUGAAGCCUCAUAUUAUCAACCUCGGCCUCCGCAUCAUCAACAACAACAGUUUGGGAACGGGUUCAAUCAUGCCAAUAAGGACUCACCUCCUGCCCAUCAGACUCUUGGAGGAAACACCACUAAUCGUCAGAGCACAUAUAAUCCUGGGAACGUGUCUAAGAAUGCGUUUGUUAAUGGAGCUGCUAUCUACAAGGCGAGUGAUGGACCGUUGUGUUUUGGAUGUGGCCAUGUAGGGCAUAUUAAACCGAAAUGUCAGAAUCUGCAACUUCAGAACUGGGAGCAAAUUCACCUCAAGAAUUUAAUAUAUGAUCGCCCUCAACCUCCGAGAGAAUCAAACUCGGUACACUACGGUCAUAGAUACGGUAGGUGGAAAGAGAGUCAAGAUUUUCACCGUCCACUAAAUCCUCACUCUGAUUUGCACAAUCUAAGUGAAAAUUAUUCCUCUAGAUCUCGAGGAAUGAAUGGUAACUAUAUGGAUGUCCCAGACCAACCUCAAUUGAACUCCGCUUUUGGAUAUAGGCCAGAAAACUACGGUUCAAGUCAACACAGCCGGAAUCACCCACCAGCAAGGACUGAGAGUCAGGAGACGCAUAGAGAUGAACCUGAGGGAUCUUGGAGAGCGCCGCCCAAAGUUCAUUUCGCGGAUCAAAGAGAUGCGGACUGUUCACUCAGUCAGUUUGCCGACAUCGAUAUACCAGAUGAUCAUUGGCAACACACUGAAUCAAAGGCCUGCGAACUAGGCACACAGGUUCAAUCAUUCAGCUCUGGACCAGGUAGGAAGAGGCAACGAAUCGAUAUAGAAGAUAUCCUUAGCAAUAAUUCGCCCAACGAGCCUGUCAAUGAGGAUGAAAAUCCUGGAAUAUGUCGGCCUAUAAAACCGGCAAGAAAAGGAAAGCGGAUUCUAAAGCAUUUGAGGGAGAUAGUGGGCAGAGAGGGAUGCGGCCCUAUGGAUUAUGUGGAACUGGCGAGAAGAAUAUGUAUACCUCUAAAUCUUCUUGAGCUCUGGCAAGUGAGUCCAGAUACGGCAAAGGAAUUCCGAAGACUCUCAACGAGGAUGAACAAGAAGAAAGGGAAGCAAGUGCCAGCACAAUUUUUCUCAAGUGCGGCCGAUAACGGUCUGGCUCGGUCGGUCCAGAAGAGCCAGGAAACAAAAGCUUUUCGAAUUCCUGUUGUAGCGCGCGCAGAAGCAAACGGGAAAAUAAUAAAAGUUGCAUUGCCAAAGCAUAUCUCGCAGGCAGACCAAGGAUCAGAGAUGAACAUCAUCUCGCAGAGCCUCGUUAAAGCUCUGAGGCUUGAAAAGAUCAGCUUGGGCACCAAGGGGUUCAGUGGUCUUACGAUGAACACAGCCGAUGGCAGUGCAACGGAAUUAUCUCAUUUUGUUAGUUUCGACAUCGGCGUUUGCAGAAUUUGGAGACGAAUAGAUGCGUUCGUGCGCCCAGUCGUGAAGAAGAAUGGUGAACUUGAUCUUCACUUACUUCUAGGAAUACCUUGGUUACACGACGUUAAUGCAGGGAUUUUUAUUCGCGACUCCAAAAUAAUUCUUGGAGAUCCGAAAUUGAAUGAGGCGAAGGCCGCUAUUGUAGGCCCAACUGAGGAAAUUACGAAAGAGGAUAGUGAAAACCCUUUUUGUCAACAACCUCAGGACUCUGAUCUUCAAUCUUGUGUCUAA